AGGGAUACAACACGCGUCUCCGGUUUAAUCUUAGUUUUUCGCCAAUUUCACGGGUUUUCUUUAUUAAUUACAUUUCCUAAAUGUAUCAUGUGAUGUUUUAUGUUUUCUCCGACUGACGCGAGUGAUUUUCGUCGCAAAAUUUCAAGAAAUUCCUAAUAAUUAUUGUUGCGAACGUUUUUUAGGUUAGAAAUAUUGUUUUGGCAGCCGUUGCCGGCGAGCCGGAAUUCAUCGAAGUGAUCGAGAAUAUUACGGUGGCGGCCGGCAGGAACGUGAAAUUCGCCUGUUCCGUCAAGAACUUGGGAACGUACAAGGUGGCUUGGAUGCAUUUUGAGCAAUCAGCAAUACUGACAGUACACAAUCACGUAAUUACAAGGAACCCUCGUAUUAGUGUGACCCACGAUAAGCACCGAACAUGGUUCUUACAUAUUAGCAACGUACAGGAAGAGGAUAAAGGACGGUACAUGUGUCAAAUCAAUACAGUCACGGCUAAAACGCAAUUUGGAUACCUGCAUGUAGUUGUGCCGCCAAAUAUAGACGAUUCUCUGAGCAGUAGCGAUGUAAUUGUUAGGGAAGGCGCCAAUGAAACUUUGACCUGCAAAGCUACCGGAUUUCCGCAGCCCAGCGUCAAAUGGAAGAGAGACGACAACUCCAAAAUUACCAUCAAUAAGACCCUUACAGUUACUGAUUGGGAAGGCGAAACGUUGGAGCUCACGAGGAUUUCCAGAUUAGAUAUGGGGGCAUAUUUGUGCAUCGCCAGCAACGGGGUGCCACCAACAGUCAGCAAGAGGAUUAAAGUCAGCGUAGACUUUCCUCCGAUGCUCUGGAUUCCGCAUCAGCUGGUCGGCGCCCCCCUCGCUUACUCCGUAACAUUGGAGUGCUUCACCGAGGCGCAUCCGAGUUCCUUGAACUACUGGACCCGAGAAGACGGCCAAAUGAUCCAUGAGAGCAGGAAAUAUCACGCGGAAAACAUAAUCGGGACUCCGGCAUACAAGACCCACAUGCGUUUAACCAUAAACAACAUCCACCAAAACGACUACGGGACGUAUAAAUGCGUCGCGAAGAAUCCAAGGGGUGAGACAGACGGCACAAUUCGACUUUAUACCUCAUCACCGCCGACAACGUCUCCAAAGCCGACGACGACCGAGACGCCGAGCCGUAUCAAGGACAUAUGGCCCAACGGGGAUCUCAACAAUUCGGUGUAUGGAAAUCCAUCCUCACUUACUAUUCAUCUAGCUGAAAAAGGUUCCAAAUAUCAAUCAAAUCUGAAUGAAAUCGACAAGUCCGAACAGAAAUCGAACACCGACUCGGACAGCAAGGGUGGCAUGUUCAGCGAGACCGCACCGAGUUCUGGAAACAAAAUCGGUGUUCCUAUGAGGGCAUCGAUAUGGUUCUCGAUGAUCGUUCUAUACAGGGCAUUCCGGUGAACUACUCACUUAUGUUAAGAAUGAUUUUUUUAGUAGAGAUAGAGAAAACGGCAAGUUCAGGUAUUAAAUUGACAAGGACGCUUAAAUCUUAAAGCAUAAGUGUACAACAAUGUUUAUAUGUAAUCUAAUUUUAAAAUAAAGACUGAAAUCGGCUAGUACAGAAUAGUUUAUGAAAAUAUAGUCGUACUAUAACUAUACUACUUAUGUAUACCGCAUACUUAUUGUGGUUGGAACAUGUAAUUCUAUUUAUUUCUGUGUAGAAUUGCCAACGAUAGUUUACCACUUGGUUUGCUUUUGUACGUGUGCCAUGUUUUUAAUUCGAUAAGUGAAAUUACAAAGAAAAUGUUUUCCUAUUUUAUCGACAGAUUAUAUUUUUAUAAUUGUUUAUUAUUGAAUAAUGUAAAUCGUUCUAUUACUGUAGACAAUCUGUUUAAAGAAAUUAACGUACGAGUAUCAUAAUCAAAAGUCUUUUCCAGUCAACCAACCCAACUGGGUGAAAGUCCAUUUAAGAAAAUCAAAAUACCAACCUAGCUAAACAUUUGCCACGUAAAUUUAGAAAUCCUGUCAGUUUACUAACCGCAAAACUCGACGAACCAGGCAAUUUUUGAAAGAACAUUUUCAAUCUGGCUCACAACCUUGUCCCGUUUUGUUAAUUGCACGUAAAAAAUGAUGUAUGGGACUUCCAUCAUUUCGGUUUUAUCACUUAAUCAAUAACCGUGUGAUACAUUGCGCUCCUAAGUGCAUACACGAUACAUAUUUUGUAGUGCCUUAAUUUCUUUAAGCAGUGUAAUCUUUAUUGCCAAAUUAUUAGACAAUCGCACCUUGCUGCAGCAAUAUUCCAUUUAUUUUACCGUUUAUUUUCACUCACGAGAGACGUACGUUGGCCGCAGCAAUUUAAUAAUUGGACCGUGUGCAGUUUCAAUACGUUUGUUGUUCCUAUUUAUGCCGGUUGUUGCAUGAAUAUUGGUUUAUUUUGGAUGACACGAACAUAGGUGGUCUGUUGUCUGGUAGUUGGUUUUUGUCGUGGAGCUCAAAAUUUCAUUCAGGUAACAGUUUUUGAAAUGUGGUGCUUAUUGUCGGGUUUUAUUCAGUGAUUUACACACCCCUUCCCCGUUAUUUUAUGUGUUAGGUGCCUGAAAAAGUAAAUUACGUUUUUGACGUUUAACUUUAAAAUAACAAUCUGGGACUGGACCUCAGUUUUGUCCUCUUCUUCAUAAUUAAACCUGUUAGUACGCAAUAAAUGAAAAUAAAUUGGACUACAUUAUGAAGGGCCAUGGAGAGAUAGCUGGACCUUAUGAUGGAUGAGAUAGAACAUCCAAUUUAAUAUUUUGAAGCUUCCUUUGAAUCUCUAAAGCAACAUGUGGUCUCCUCUUCAGAAUUAAACUUGUUAGUAUGCAAUAAAUUAAAAUCAAUUAGGCUAUAUCAUGGAUAGACAUGGAGAAAUGUCUGGACUAUAUGAUAGAUGAGGUAGAAUGUCCAGUUUAUCUUAGAGUCCCUAAAGCAACA
Molecule: messenger RNA, 2930 nt
Organism: Aethina tumida (small hive beetle)
Lineage: Eukaryota; Metazoa; Arthropoda; Insecta; Coleoptera; Nitidulidae
Product: neurotrimin
Exons: 9
Coding region: 321-1424 (367 amino acids)
Cellular component (GO): neuron projection
Source: RefSeq, a predicted model, not a curated record